AAAGAGACGGGAAAUACUCGUCAGAUUUGGUUCAUCAUGCAUCAUAAUAAGUGGGUACUUGAUUUGGAUUCAGAGAACCCGGGAGAUGUAUUCUUUUUUCCGGCAUAGAUGCUUAAUAAAUAAGAAUUCUAAUGAAGAAACGAGGGGCGAGAAAAACUUCUAGCCACUCAAUACAUUUGUGGCUGAGGAUAGGUCAAACCUACGAACAGAUCUGAUUUAUUCAGAGUUUGAAAGAGUAAUGGACAGCAUUUGCCAGGAGAGAUACACCCCACAUAUAAACAUCGUAUUGCAUGAUGUUAAGCAUCAGACAAAGUUAAAAAAAUGGUGUCUGUACAGAUUGAGAAGUUGGCCAUUGUUUUUGGGUUCUCAAAUUCAGACCCAGAUGGUGUGAUUAGAAUCAGGAGAAUUCUUAGAAUUUGUGGGGAUUGCCAUACUCCUGCUAAGUUUAUCUCCGAAGUUAGGACAAGGGAAAUUGUUUGUGAAAGAUCUGAGGGUGGGUAAUCAGAGUCAAGCUGAGAAUCCAUGGAUUUGAAGUCUCUGGAGCUCAAACUCAUGUAUUGCAAAGAUCUGCAAGCGUUUAAUUUUUUCCAGAAACUCCUGGUGUACGUUCUUGUUUCACUCGAGAGUGAUGACCCUGACAAGAAAAUAAACCAGAACCAGAAACAGAAAACACCCACAGAUGCAGAAGGAGAUGGGAAUCCUGAGUGGAAUCACGAGAUGUAUUUUGAUCUGAGUAAGGUUUCAUUUGUGAAUUGUGAUCAUCUCUUUAUUCAUUUUGAUCUCUGCCAUGAAGGACUCUUAUUUGGAGAUAAAACUAUUGGGGAAGUUCGUGUGCCUUUGAAGUGUUUGAUUCAAGACAGCAGUGAGAUCGUCAGGUUUGUGAAUUAUCAAGUACGCUCUCCUGAUGGACAGCCCAAUGGAUUUCUGAAUUUCUCAUAUACUGUGCAUGCUAAGGCUGAGAUCAGUGGCUACUCAGCAGUUGUUCAUCAUCAGCAUCAGUCCCCUGAGAGCUUAUCUCCUGAAAUUCAUCACUAUCCAUCUCCACAAUUUGAAACUUACCCAGCUGCUCAAGUUUGGUACCCAUCUCAUGAUUAUCCCCCUGCUCCUCAUGCCUAUUAUCACCCACCACCAAUGCCGCUGCCACCUCCGCCGCCGCCACCAUUUCCGCUGCUGAACCACCCACCACCACCCCUACCACCACAUCCACAUGGGAUAUGUUACCAUCCUCCAGGGUUUCAGCCUUGGACGCCCACUGGACGUUAUGACGUUCAUAGUGUGCUUCGGAACUGGAGAUCAACAGGCAGAGAAUCCCAGAGUUAUUGGCACAGUUAUUGGAACAGAAGGUGAGGAACUCUAUUGUUUCAGAUUUGGAGUUGACAUUGCCUUUAUCUAAAUCAUAAUUAAUUAUCAUUAUUGCUUAAAUAUCAACGACUCUAAUGAUAAAAAAUCUGCUACCUAACCUAACUAUACGUGGAGAAUUUCAUGUAAGACUGCCUAUUGCAGUAACACAGGAAAACAAACU
This is a messenger RNA of Manihot esculenta (cassava), 1522 nucleotides long. Its product is annotated as protein SRC2 homolog. The transcript has a single exon. Gene Ontology annotation, biological process: defense response. The coding region runs from base 523 to 1347 and encodes 274 amino acids. NCBI's taxonomy places the organism in Eukaryota, Viridiplantae, Streptophyta, Magnoliopsida, Malpighiales, Euphorbiaceae. The record is from RefSeq and is a predicted model, not a curated record.